Botrytis cinerea B05.10 is the source of this 2772-nucleotide messenger RNA. RefSeq lists its product as hypothetical. The record is from RefSeq and is a predicted model, not a curated record. Lineage: Eukaryota; Fungi; Ascomycota; Leotiomycetes; Helotiales; Sclerotiniaceae. Bases 928 to 2391 code for a protein of 487 amino acids. The transcript has a single exon.
GUACUCGUCUUAUACACAUAUGUUCAAUACGCAUACUAGGUAUAACUAUACGCAUACUAGGUAUAACUAUACGUAUAUACUACAGUAUAUAUACGUGUGGAUAUGAUAUAACUUGAACUCGUCAAUUUGAGUUUGAACAUCGACCAAGACAUCUCCCAGUUCGCGUGGUCCUACCAAUGAAUUAGUGAAGAGAAAGGAAGUAUCAAAUAUAUUGUAUUUGUGUCGACUACAUCGUAUUACUCUCUCAGUACCUGCUCUCCCAUGUGUUGCUCGUCUCGCCAGACUCCCUUGAUCCCGUCGUCGUUACUCGAUCAAUCAACCCAAGUCCAUUGGCCGAGUUGACGAUUGAUUUGCUGCGCUCUGUCGAUACGAUUGACGUGCUGCAUCGUUGAUUGCGAUAAUGUAUGUACCUCGAUCAAUGGUGUAAGGUACCACGAAUACCCGUACCCUAGACAGUCACUGCGAGUCACUUCUACCAGAAACGCAAGGACAAGAACACGCACGACACGACACAACACGACACGACACGACACGACGUACUUCUAUCUGAUUGAUAAACUCAUGGAGAGACUCCAACAUUGCACACAUACAACCUCAGAUAUAAAGAGCAAAGCAACCCAAGCCAAUAAGUACCAUUGACUGGCACUUGCCAAUAGCUGCGUUCCCCGUAGCAACCUCGUUCGUAGCUUCGUAACUUACCGCAACUUCAAGUGAUUCUGUUCCCCAUGCAAUGCUGCAUCGUUUCUGCAUGGCCUUGCUGUACUCGAGUAUCAAUAAGUGAAAACGUCGCUAGGAUGGAUGUCAGUAUUUAAAUAACAUGUCAACAUAGCAACACAGUUGUUCCAUUCAAUUGUUCGACCGAACCAUUAACAAAUAAUUGAUUCUGCAAUUCACACAUAUCAUAACAUAACUACCAACCCAAAAACCAUGGCAACAUUACCAUCAAGGACGAGAUCAAUUCGCAAACCUUCAGAGAGAAUUACUAAUCUAAGUCGUCCCGAUAUCAAAUCAUCUGUGGCUGCAGCUCCCGAGAGUAUAGCCUCACCCAGCCGUUUACCUACUACCAUCAAACCGCGGAGAACAACCAUUUCCACCACCGCAUCGAGCACUCCCACAUCUACACGGUCAUCGACGACGAGUUCCAUUGGUGCCAACAAUGCUACCAUACGUCCCCCAUCGACCCGGGCAAAUGUGACCAAACCUUCCACGACGGGUGGUCAGGCUCGAUCAACGUCUGUUCGAAAUUCUGCUGCGACGUCCGAACCCGUAAAAGAUCGUUCAAGACCACCUCUAACUUCUACAAAUCGGCACGUACGUACCUCGUCGAUCACUUCUGCUACUACGAGACCGUGCCAUAUACGGACAAAUUCUUCAUCGACAAUAUUGAACAAUUCUUCCACUGUCCUCCGCCCACCCAGUCAAACAUCACAGCGAUCCCGCCCGCCCAGUCAAACGUCACAAAGAUCUCGUCCACCGAGCCAAACGUCGCAGAGAGUACAACCGCAAGAUGUCCCAGUGAGAGCACGCCCACAAUCUCUAUACGCAGAUUCAUCCAUUCGCAAACCUGCAUUCUCGACUCUUCAACAGCACUUUUCCCCAGCAAAAAACGUUGGUUCUAAACCACAUACUGCGUCCUUUCUCGCCGCCCCGACUCCCAGCAAACUCCCAGCGAACAUCGCGAUAACCGCGGAAACCGCAAAGCUCCAGAAUGAAUUAUUACAAUUGCACUUGUUGCAUCGGGAUGCGGAAUUAGUAAACAGACAAUGGAAAGCGAGUGCGAAGAAAAAGCUUGGGGCAAAGUUCCAAUCAGUAGUAAAGAGACAUGAUGAGUUAGUUCGCCUGGAGGUAGAGGAAGCGGGACGAAUCAAUGCUGCUGCUUUCAAAGAGUGGGAAGAUAUAGGAAUUCCUGGGUGGGGCUUAGAGGAGAAGAUACAACUACUCGAUGAAGUGCUCAAUGAAGCUUGGAAUCUAGGCGAGCCUGGAGGAAAAUAUGCGAGGCUCGUGAGGAAGUUUGAGAAGUGGGUUAUCAGAUGUGAGGAGAUAUUGAGGGAUAGGGAUCACGAUCAGAUGUUGGACGAGGAAGAGGAAAUAGUGUUCAUCGAGGAACUAGAUUUGGCAUGGAAAGAUGAAUGCUUGGUAUUGAACAGGAAAUUAGCAGGAUGGCGAGAUGCCUUGGAAGAUCUCGGAAGUUUAGAAAAAGAGUCUACAAUGGCAAGUGUGGUUGGUGGGCUCAGGGCCUUGGUCGGUGGUAUGCUUCUAGAGAUGCAGACCAUGGCACAAAUAGAAUCAGAUGCGAUGGCAUUAGAACAGGAAUGGAUUAAAAGUGUAAACGGGAGCAUGGAGGACAAUGAUAAUACGCCGGUUGCAGGAGCAAUAUGGCGGUUUAUGUAGGGCAUCGUGGGCCAAGGACCUCAUUCUCAAGGCUUUACAGAAGACCCAGCCAUAGUCGGCGGAAGUCCAGACAUGGCAUUAGAAUAUUCUCAGAUAUGACACCGAUCUUUUAAGUACAAUUGAAGUGAUCCGAAAAAGACCACUGCAUCUUUGCCCAGUAGUCGCGAUAUGGAGAGCAAUCUCAAGCCCUUAAUUCAAACCACCGUGUUUCUUGCUAUCUAAUAAUCGCCGGAAUCUCCCAAAAGGUAACCAAGGCAUGGGAACGGGACUAUGAAACUUGUGCCCACAAAUUUGUGAUGUAUUACGCAUGCGCGAUUUACGUUCUACACGUGUAUCCUCGAGGUAGACCAAUGACAUGAGGGUUAGUAUAGGUUUUAUUCA